This is a messenger RNA of Dendrobium catenatum, 1892 nucleotides long. Its product is annotated as DNA mismatch repair protein MSH4. Gene Ontology annotation, molecular function: mismatched DNA binding; ATP binding; ATP-dependent DNA damage sensor activity. Lineage: Eukaryota; Viridiplantae; Streptophyta; Magnoliopsida; Asparagales; Orchidaceae. Gene Ontology annotation, biological process: mismatch repair; reciprocal meiotic recombination. Gene Ontology annotation, cellular component: nucleus. The record is from RefSeq and is a predicted model, not a curated record.
GCCAUUCUUCGUAGCUGCAGCCUGCAGCUACCGAGCUAUUCGUUACGUGACCAGGGUUCGGAAUGGAAGAAGAGGGCGUAGGCGGCGAUCACUCAAGCUUUGUGAUUGGUCUAAUCGAGAAUAGAGCAAAGGAGGUUGGUAUGGCUGCUUUUGAUUUGAGAUCAGCAUCACUGCAUCUUUCUCAGUACAUUGAAACUAGCUGCUCGUACCAAAACACGAAGACAUUAUUGUUCUUCUAUGAUCCCAUGACAAUAAUAGUUCCUCCGGUUAAGCUGGCUCCAGAUGGUAUGGUUGGGGUCUCAGAGCUAGUGGAUAAGCAUUAUCCAUCAAAUAAGAAGAUAACAGUGUCCCGUGGCUGCUUUGAUGAUACCAAGGGUACUGUGUUGGUGAGAAAUCUGGCAGCUGAAGAACCAUCUGCCCUGGGUUUAGAUACUUACCACAAGCAAUAUUAUCUGUGCCUAGCUGCUGCUUCCGCUACUAUCAAAUGGAUCGAAGAAGAGAAGGGUGUUAUUGUGACAAAUCACUCGUUGUCAGUUACAUUUAAUGGCUCAUUUGAUCACAUGAAUAUUGAUGCUACGAGUGUCCACAACUUGGAAAUAAUUGAGCCGUUAUGCUCUGGAGUUUGGGGGACUAGCAACAAGAAAAAAAGUCUCUUCCAAAUAUUGAAAACGACAAAAACUGUUGGAGGGGCUAGACUACUUCGGGCAAACUUGCUGCAGCCUCUGAAAGAUAUUGAAACUAUUAAUGCUCGUUUAGAUUGCUUGGAUGAGUUAAUGAGCAACGAGGAGCUAUUUUUUGGCCUUGUCCAAGUGCUUCGUAAAUUUCCAAAAGAUACUGAUAAGGUGCUUUGUCACUUCUGCUUCAAGACAACAAAAGUCGCUGGAGAAGCUGUUAAAUCUGCCAAUGCUAGGAAAAGUCAAAUGCUGAUAUCAAACAUUAUCAUUCUCAAAACUGCAUUAGAUGCUUUACCUCUUCUCUCAAAGGUUCUUAAGAAUGCAAAGAGUUGCCUGCUCUGCAAUAUCUACAAGUCUGUGUGUGAAAAUGCAAAGUACGCGCAAAUGAGAAAGAGAAUUGGAGAUAUAAUUGAUGAGGAUGUGGUACAUGCUAGGGCUCCUUUUGUUGCUUGUACACAGCAGUGCUUUGCCAUUAAAGCUGGAGUAGAUGGUCUUCUUGAUGUCGCUCGUCGUUCUUUUUGUGAUACCAGCGAAGCUAUACAUGACCUUGCGAACAAAUAUCGAGAGGAAUUUAAUUUACAUAAAUUAAAGAUUCCUUUCAACAAUAGGCAAGGAUUUUAUUUCAGUAUUCCACUGAAGGACAUUAACGGAAAGCUUCCCGACAAAUUUAUUAAGGUCAUGAGAAAUGGGAAGAACAUACAUUGCACAACUUUUGAACUUGCUUCUCUAAACGUUAGAAACAAGUCUGCAGCCGCUGAAUGUUUCAUGCGGACAGAGAUGUGUUUGGAAGACCUAAUUGAUGCCAUAAGAGAGGAUAUUUCUUUACUAACACUGCUUGCAGAGAUUAUAUGCCUUCUAGACAUGAUUGUGAAUUCUUUUGCAUACAUGAUAUCUGCCAAGCCUCUUGACUGUUAUUCAAGACCAGAAUUCACAGCAAGCGGGCCCAUGGCAAUUGAUGCUGGAAAACAUCCUAUCUUAGAGAGCUUGCAUAAUGAUUUUAUACCUAACAAUCUUUUUCUUUCUGAAGCAUCGAACAUGGUGAUAGUCAUGGGCCCAAACAUGAGUGGAAAAAGCACUUAUCUUCAACAAGUUUGUCUUUUGAUCAUUCUUGCACAAAUUGGUUGUUAUGUUCCUGCUCGUUUUGCAUCCAUAAGGGUAGUUGAUCGUAUUUUUACGCGGAUUGGCACUGGGGACAACGUUGAAUAUAACACAAGCACA